Penicillium paradoxum is the source of this 2256-nucleotide messenger RNA. Its product is annotated as ketopantoate reductase family protein. The transcript is spliced from 6 exons. The record is from RefSeq and is a predicted model, not a curated record. Lineage: Eukaryota; Fungi; Ascomycota; Eurotiomycetes; Eurotiales; Aspergillaceae. Gene Ontology annotation, cellular component: cytoplasm. Gene Ontology annotation, molecular function: oxidoreductase activity. Bases 1 to 2256 code for a protein of 751 amino acids.
AUGGCUCCUCCUCCACGUCUGCGCAUUCUGUCCAUCGGUGGCAAUGCGAUCUCAGCUUUUCUCUCAUGGCGACUUCAGGCAACAGCGUCUUGCGACGUUACCCUGGUCUGGAAAUCCGGAUUUGAAGCUGUGUCUCAAUACGGUGUUUCGUUCAAAUCAAAAGCAUUCGGCAACGAGCGAUUCAAACCCCGUCAUGUUGUUCGUGCCCCGGAAGAGGCAUCAUCCCGCGAAAAUGCCUACGACUAUGUCAUCCUUUGCGUGAAAGCCCUGCCGGAUGUCUACGAUCUUGCCUCCGUGAUUGAAUCCGUGGUCACCCCCCAACAUACCUGUAUUCUGGUGAACACCACAAAUACUCUCGGCAUUGAAUCCCAUCUCGAGCAAAGAUACCCAACGAACGUCAUUCUCUCUCUGAUUUCCAAUGUCGAAAUCUCCCAAACGGGCCCCAGCGAGUUUGAGCAUCUGAGCUCGAGUGAGAUUUACGUGGGCGCAACCAAUAAAUCGUCGUCUAUCCCAACUUCCAUUCAAAACGACAUGGCGGCAGCAUUGUCCCUGACUUUGAACUCCGGCCAAGUUGACUGCAAGGUUUCCAGUAAUAUCAGACAGGCGCAAUUCGACCGUAUGAUUGGCCCGAUCGCGUUCCAUCCCGCAAGCGUCAUGUUCGAUACCCCCAAUCAUACACAACUGCUCGAGAAGAUCGGUGUUCGUUCAUUGGUAACGGGCGUGAUUGAUGAGCUGAUGGAACUCGCAUCUACAUACAAUUGCUCAUUCCCCAGCGACUUCCGGGACAAGACGAUCGAAAAAAUGACUGCCUCGGACACUCCAUCCACGAUGUAUUCGGAUUUCCAGGCCCGACGCCCCAUGGAGAUUGAGACUUUCCUCGGGUCGCCACUCAAGUUGGCGAUCGAAUCGAACGUUCGCGUGCCCCGGGUUGAAACAAUUUAUGAACCAGCCACCUCCUCGAAUGUCUUCCGUGCCCCCGCAACAGCGACCCAUGAUGAAUGGCGGCCCUCCAUCUAUGCGUGGAGGCCGAGCACCCUCGGGCAUGGGUAUGCCCCCGCCACAAAGACGGGGCCCACCGCCGGGUAUGAUGCCGAGAGGUCCACCUGGACCUAUGCCAAUGCCACCCCCAACCGAAUCCCGCGCGACCCGUCCUUGGAGGGACUCGAGGAAUUCAGCCAUUUAGUUGUAUACGAUGGAGAGGGCGAACCGAGCAUACCACAGCAGAAUGGCAAUGGGUACCCCGAGCCAGCACCUGGUCCUGCUGUACCUGGCCCUGCUGCAUCUGAUCUGACAUUACGGGAGCGGGAGUUGGCUCUUCGUCAACGUGAAUUGCAGUUACGCGAACAGGAAAUGAGCAUGCGCCGAGGCCCUCCUGGCCCUCCUGGUCCUCCUGGUCCAGGACGUCGGGGACCGCCUCCCCGUCCCUCUACGGCAUUUGAUGAAGAGGAUGAAGACUAUUUCGACCCAAUGAACACUAUGGGUAUUCCUCAUAUCGAUCCCGACAGUGUCGACAUGAUGAGCAUGACUUCUCGUCGAGCACGCAAAGGCCCGAGUCACAGCCAACUGCGCAAAAAUCCCGAAUUAGCAGCAAACGGCCCUGGAGGCACUCGCUCUUCGUCAUCGGCUUUCGGCCGUGCCUUUGGCAAGAAACGCACAAGCGACGUCGCAAUGCAACAAAUUCCAGGUCUCCACGAUUCACUCAUGGGUCACACUCUGAUGGGCUACUCCUCCAACAGAUAUGGAGCUGUUGACCGUGGCCAAAUGCAUGCAGAUUCUCGGGCCAAUUCUUUAACAGCUAGCCACAUGGGUGAUUACCCACCUCGAUCCUUCCCACAGAGCCGGCGAAAUAGCCAAACUCCCGCACCUCCAUUUGGUGGACCCCCGGGGCCUUAUGGACCUGGCCCAGGAGCGUCCCGAUUGGGCCGACCUGUAACUGCGCAUGAUCAAAGUCAUGGCCCCCCUGGUGGACCUCACAAUGGCCAGCCGUCGCCGCCUGGUAACAUGCGUACGCCGGUACCGCGGUAUCCUCCAGGACAAGGAAACGCGGUAGCGCCGCAGCAAGUUGAGCAACACUAUGGGGUGAGCAAUACUUUCCCAGGCAAUGGUCCUCCUAAAAAUUUAAAUCUAACCGGCAGUGCGAGCGCUAGCGCGGGGAGUGGUGAUAGUGGAGCUAGUGCAAAUCUUGACUCAGAACCCUCAUCUCACAGCAGCCAGGUCAGCCUCGGUGGCCAAGGAGUUGCAGCACCCGUUCGUUAA